AUGUCGAAUUCAUCAGAUCAAAUCAUUGAUGAUUUAUUAAUCGGAUCAGAUGAUCUUCAUGAUUUCUCACUUUCGGAUCCUUCGCAACUUAUGGAAGAUUUAGCUAUGAUGAUCAGCCCUUUUUUUGUUCCACCUGAUCUCAAUAUGGGAACUCCAUCACCUUCUUCAUCAGGAAUUGGUUCUGAUUCAAAUGAUCAAGAAUCAUUGAGUAACAUUGCUCCACCAACAAAUAUGCAAUCAAAUACAACACGUCUAAAAAUAAUAGCUCAACCAUAUUAUGGUGGAAAAUUACGUUAUCGUUCCGAAUUUGACAACAAUAUCAAUCGUUUAGGUGUUCUUAAAAAUCGAAAUAAAGAGUCGAAUUUCCAAGGUCCUGCAAUUCUGAUUCCUGAGGAGUAUGGAAAACCAAAUGAUGGAUAUUAUAUCCGUAUUUCUCUUGUAACAGUUACAUACAAUAAAACAAAUCUACACUAUUUUCAUCCCUAUGAACUUGAACAUCCAACGAAUAAGCAUAGUAAUGAUGCAUAUAAUAAUGCUGUUUGGUUACCGAUUCAGCCAGAAGAUUGUCUUUCGGGUACUAAAAGUUUUCCAUCAUUACGUAUUGUAAAAAAACGAGCUUGUCAUUUACAAACUUGUUCAAAUUUACGUAUAUUUGAUUGUCAUAAUCAAACAUUACAAAAUAAUUCAUUUGCACAAUUUUCUCGUGCAAAAGACAUAAUUGAUGAAUAUAAUCUGGAUAAAAGUCAAUUAGCAUUUACUGUUGCAAAAAAAGUAUCUACUGAUGGUCAAACUAUGUUUCAACUUUAUCCAGAUACAACUGUUUAUUCCGAGGAAAUGGUUGAAGGUGUUGAUAUAGAAUCAACUGUUGACAAUAGUAUACACUCAACAACCGCAAAAACCAAUUCAUCAACUUCUAACUGUCGUGUCUAUAAAUAUGCGCCUAAAUGGGGUUACGAUACAAGUAAUGAAGACAUGCUUAUUUUUUUAACAAAUAAACUUGAACCAAAGAAAUAUGGAGAAUUAAAAAUCACGUUUGAAUGCGAUCUACCAAAUAAUCAUUGGUCACAAUCAAUUGAUAAUAUUGAUAUUAAAGAUCGAAUGAUAUCAUUUAAAACACCAGCAUUUCCAUAUCCAUUCGAGAUGGUACGACAAGUUAAUGUUAUAUUGAAACAAAGUAAUCGUACUUUAGGAACAUUAACAUAUUACUAUAUGUCAGCAUUGAAUCAAUGUUCAAGAUGUCAAUCAAAUGCUGUUGAUAAUCGAACUGAUCUAGUGCCAAAUGUACCAAACAAACGUUUAAAUUCUAUGAUCAUCAUGCAUGACAGUGAAAAUGAUAGUCUUGUACCGGAUUCGAAAAAUUCAGAUAAAUUUCAACAAUCACUAUCAGAACCAGAAUCAUCCCUAUCAACAGUCACUACAUCGAAUUUUGCUUCUUUACCAUCGCUACAUAUUGAUCAAACAAGUAAAGAUAUCAAUGAAAAACUGAUAGAGAAACUCUAUGCUGCCACUGAAUUAUUAUUUCUAAACAAUGAUUAUACUCCACUUCUACGUAUAUGUCGUUCAUUCGUUAAGAAACGUCCACAAUUACUUCAUGAUGCUCUCAUUAAGAAUCAUUCUGAUCUUUUAUUAAAAUUUAUACCAAUUGCUUCUAUUGAUAUUCUUCAACAAAAAAAUGAACUUAAUGAAACUUUUCUCUUACAUGCUUUACGUCUAAAUCGUAUAGAAAUUAUUCAAGCUUUAUUGGAACGAAACAAUUCGGAAGAACUUAUUGAAUAUAUUGAUGAAAAAAGAAAUAAUAUUUUUCAUUUAAUAACAUCAUAUUCGAUUUCAUCAGAAGCACUUGAUCUACUAAUUAAUUAUCUUCAUGAAAAAUCAAUUUCGAUUCAAGAAAAGUUUGACUAUGUUAAUCAAGAUUAUCAAACACCAUUACAAUUAGCAAUUUGUAAUAAUAAUCUAUUAGUUACAAAAUCUCUUUUGCAAUAUUUUAAUACUAAUAUACAUGAAAUAAAAAAUCGCACAGGUGAUAAUCUUAUUCAUCUUGCAGUUCGUCAUGGAGAUUUAGCAAUGGUUAAAUGUUUAAUUGAAGAAGGUAAAUUAAUUAAACAAGGAAAUCAAUCUAAUUUAACAAUGACACCAAGUGAAUUAGCUCGAUCACUUAAACAUCAUGAUAUAAUGAAAUAUUUAAAUGAAACAUAUCCUCAGGAAGAUAUUGAUGAUGAUGAUGAUGAUGAUACUAGUUCAGAUGAUAAUUAA
This is a messenger RNA of Rotaria sp. Silwood1, 2253 nucleotides long. The record is from the annotation of a GenBank genome assembly. Lineage: Eukaryota; Metazoa; Rotifera; Eurotatoria; Philodinida; Philodinidae.